AUGGUGUGCACCAAAUGCGAGAAGAAGCUCGCAAAGGUGGCCUGUCCCGAUAAGUGGAAGGACGGAGCGAACAACACGGUGGAGUCUGGGGGCAGGAAGGUGAAUGAAAACAAGAUGCUAAGCAAGAAGCGGGGCUGGCAGCCCUACGCCGCCAAGUGCACACUGUGCAAGAACAAUCUGCAGGCGGGGUACACCUACUGCCAGGGUUGCGCCUACCGGGACGGGCUCUGCGCCAUGUGCGGCAAGAAGAUCCUGGACACGUCCAGUUACCGGCAGUCUAACAAGUGA
Messenger RNA from Auxenochlorella protothecoides, 288 nucleotides. RefSeq names its product Cysteine-rich PDZ-binding protein. NCBI's taxonomy places the organism in Eukaryota, Viridiplantae, Chlorophyta, Trebouxiophyceae, Chlorellales, Chlorellaceae. Gene Ontology annotation, molecular function: microtubule binding. The coding region runs from base 1 to 288 and encodes 95 amino acids. Gene Ontology annotation, biological process: cytoplasmic microtubule organization. The record is from RefSeq and is a predicted model, not a curated record. The transcript has 2 exons.